Molecule: messenger RNA, 2181 nt
Organism: Aegilops tauschii subsp. strangulata
Lineage: Eukaryota; Viridiplantae; Streptophyta; Magnoliopsida; Poales; Poaceae
Product: (E)-beta-caryophyllene synthase-like
Biological process (GO): diterpenoid biosynthetic process
Molecular function (GO): terpene synthase activity; magnesium ion binding
Source: RefSeq, a predicted model, not a curated record
GCAACCUUGCUUCACCAUCAGAAUUUAUACUCUUGCCGUGCGUCUUCCCAGCAGUGAAGUGAAUCAUAUGGCUCCUGCAGCUAAUGGCUCACACGAGGAGGAGGUUGUGGCUGACCUGCACAAGCCCCGGCCUUACACCCCCAGCCCCUGGGGUGACUUCUUCCUCAACCACAACCCAUGCACUCAAUCACAGUGUUUGGCUAUGAAGCACAUGGCAACUAUCAAGAAGGAACGAGUGAGAAAGAUCAUCUUGGAUACCAAAUCUUCCUCCGAUUUAGUUGUGAAGAUGGAGCUUAUUGACACACUGGAACGAAUAGGUGUGGCCUAUCACUACCGCGAAGAUAUCAAUGAAAUACUAUGUGACAUGCACGGUGAUGGACAAGGCAUUGGUGACGACCUCCAUAUGAGAGCGAUGCGGUUCUACUUGUUGAGGAAGCAUGGGUACCACACCUCUCAGGAUGUGUUUCUGAAGUUCAGAGAUGACCAAGGAAACUUUGCUAGCAAUGAUCUGGACUCGUUAUUGGCAUUGUAUAAUGCAGCGUAUCUUAGGGUUCGUGGGGAAGAAGUGCUUGAUGACGCAGUUGUUUUCACCAAGAGCCGUCUACAAUGUAUGUUGGAACAUCUAGACCCGCGGUUGGUAGAAGAGGUCCAGUGUACAUUGGAAACACCCCAUUUCAGGAGAGUCGAAAGAGUGGAAACGAGACGUUACAUCCCGGUGUAUGAGAAGAAGGCUACUCGAGAUGAGCACAUAUUAGAAUUUUCUAAGUUGGACUUCAACAUUUUGCAAACUCUUUAUUGCCAGGAGUUGAAAGCUCUUACGAUUUGGUGGAAAGACUUUCAAGCACAGACAGAUCUACAGUUUGCACGAGAUAGAAUGGUGGAGAUUCAUUUUUGGAUGCUUGGAGUUGUCUAUGAGCCGCAAUAUUCCUACUCACGUAUAAUGUUGACAAAAUUGGUCAUAUUUGUGUCAUUAUUUGAUGACCUCUAUGAUAACUAUAGCACCACUGAAGAAAGCAACAUCUUCACCGCAGCCUUGGAAAGGUGGGAUGAAGAAGCCGUGGAACAAUUCCCAGCAUACUUGAAGGCAUUAUACAUCAAUAUACUUAACACUACAAAUGUUAUUGAUGAAGAGUUGAAGCAUCAGAAAAACAUGCAUACUGGAUUGGCAAAAAAAAUGGUAAUUGACAUUGCCAAAAGCUAUCACGCGGAGGUGAAAUGGCGGGAUGAGCACUACAUACCAACUAGUGUUGAAGAGCAUCUACAAAUUUCAGUGCGCACCAGCGCUUGUAUGCAAAUAAUAAGCCUUGUGUUCAUCUCAAUGGGUGAUAUAACUACAAGCGAGGUUCUUGAGUGGGCUUCUACCUAUCCAAAAAUUAUCGAAUGUGUAUGUAUUGUCGGGCGUAUUGGCAAUGACAUGGUGUCACAUGAGCGCGAGCAACUAUCAGAGCAUGUGGCAUCCACAGUACAAACUUGUACAAAAGAGCAUGGGAUCAUGGUGGUAGAAGCCAAUGAGAAGCUUAAGGUAAUAAUUGAAGAAGCAUGGAUGGACAUAGUCCACGAAUGCCUCCAUAGAGAAUAUCCAAUGACACUUCUAGAGAAGGCGACUGAUCUUGCCCGGACAAUGGAUUUCAUGUACAAGCGUGAAGAUGCAUACACCCUAUCGUUUAGUCUCAAAGACACCUUAACUUCACUUUAUGUGAAUUUCAUAUGAACCAUUUUAUGUAUUUUCUCGGAGAAAAAAAAAGGUGGGACAUUAUAUGUUCCCACAUCACCAACUACCAUGCUAUAUACUCCAUUUUCCAUGUUCUUAGGUAAAGUGAGGUGUACUACGUAUUGUCUUUUUUUUGUGUGGGAACUACAUACUUUUGUAGCUACUGUGUAAUUUUUCUCGUCUAUAUAUCAAUCCAUGCAUGUAUUGUUCAGUUGCAUCAAUUUGUGGUUUGCUUACGGUGUAUCAAGCCAUGCAUGUAUGGCUUAAUUUGACACAAACCUACUAUAUAAAUAUAUCGAUAAUUCAAUCUGGAGCCCGGUCACAUCUACACCUGAUGAAUAGUAGGAUAAAAAUAAAGAGUAAAAAAAUCAAGAAGAAUAUGAAAAUUUUUUGCAUGCAAGAUGCUUCAGUGCUGCAAGUAAGUGCAAAAAUUCGUUGGCAAACAACAUUCGAGGAGCUCGCACCAAAAA